UUAACAACUGGCUAACUACAAAACAAAUUCUAUGCUUUAAAUAACAUAAACAUGAUUAUCGCUUCUUUUCGUAAGCUGUGUAAUUAAUAAAUAUUUAUAGAUAUUUAUCACUGCGUUCGUUAUAAAGUAUGAAUAGUCACCCAAAGCGAGGAAAGUUGUAUGUGAAUGGGCAAUUACUGGUAGCUUGUCUCUUUGCUAGUCUGUCAUCUGUUCAAACCAAUAAAGCGGCAGAGUUGCCAACCACAAUUAAGAGAUCAAGUACAUCGUACAAGGUCCUCUACCGUGCCCUCAACAAACAAAAGAUAAUAGCUUCACAUAUUGUUAUAGUAUUAUCCAUAUUUAUACUACGAUUCAUUACCUCAUGAUGUCUAUUUCUUUAAAAGUGCGUGGUGAUACUAAAAGUAGGAAUCUAGAAGUACAUUAUCUUCCAGCUAAAAUAAAUGGAGAUGGGAGAACAGAUAUAUCAAACUAUUUCAGUUCGUAUACGCGGGUAGCCCAAGGUAACUUAUUAACAAAUGCUAUUCGUGGUUUCCCGCUAAAUGGAGAAAUUGUUGAAGUACCAACAACUCAUAGCUCAUAUGUUUUACAAGAAACUGAGUUUUCAAAUUCUGAAAAAUCGCGAAAUAUAUAUGUGACUGGUAAUUUCAGUAAUUUUUAUUAUUGGAAUUAUGAUAAAAUACCAAGCAAUGGAGAUGCUUACAAACAGGCUUUAUAUUUGUUCAACAUAUCCAAAGAGUUCUCUGAACCAGUAACCGAAAGUGAUAUCCAAAUUGAAAUUGAAAAACGGAGGAAAAUAUAAAAAAACACUAUUUAAUAAAAAUUUAGUAUAACUCUAAAA
Messenger RNA from Bactrocera latifrons, 838 nucleotides. RefSeq lists its product as uncharacterized. The coding region runs from base 362 to 799 and encodes 145 amino acids. The record is from RefSeq and is a predicted model, not a curated record. Gene Ontology annotation, cellular component: ribonuclease H2 complex. The transcript is spliced from 2 exons. Gene Ontology annotation, biological process: RNA catabolic process. Lineage: Eukaryota; Metazoa; Arthropoda; Insecta; Diptera; Tephritidae.